CUCAUUGCCUUCUCUUUUGCAGUUUCUCUGUCCCUUCUUCACAGCUCUAAUGGCUGCUUCUACUGUGGAAGUACCAAUCUUCACAGAAACUAACUUGGGCACUCGCAUAGCAAUGGCUGUCCCUCCAGAUAUCACUGCAAGAGACUUCAAGAGAGAAGCUGAAAGAGUGCACUUCAAUUGUUUCCCCAAGUCAGGAGAGAUCAUGAUCCAAGGAUUAAUGGUGAAGCGAAAGUCAUUCUUUUACCAUCUGCCUGAGUCAAUGCCAAUGAAGUAUGCUUUCCAGGGUAAGAAAGGAACAUGGUUUCUGCAUGUGGAAGCACAACCUUUGAGUGAUUUAAGUAGGUCUGGUUUACCCAAGGGUGUGGCUACUAAAGUUGCAGAGCAUGUAUUAUACGAUGGUAGCAAAGAUACCGUUUAUUUGAAACCACCAAACUUCCUUACAAACAAUGUUCAGACUGACACAAGAGGAGAAGGAAAGAAAAGGAGUUCAGAAAGAUCAAACUGCGUUAAAUCUUCCCUACAAGAGCUUCAGAGCACUGUCUUUAUUCCAAAGGAAAAGACAAAUAAGAGAUUGAAGAAACACCAUCUUUUGGAGUGCACAGCAAGUGAAAUAAAGAAGGGAUGUAGUGGUAAAAAUGAAGACGUUCCUGGUGUUACUGCCAAAGAGAGGUCUGAUAUUUGUCCAUCUGCAAAUGAAGUUGAGGCUAGAGAAGGAUUGAGCACCGGUGCAAUAGUGAAGGCAGCCCCAAGUGACGUGUCAUCAGAAGUGGUAUCAGUUACAGCUAUCAUUAAGAGGUAUUUCCCAAUUUCCACUGAGGUGAGCAGUUUUAGCAGCCCUUCAAUCUCUGAUAUUGAUGUCACACAUAGAACCUUUCAAGGUCAAAUGGAAGAACAAUUGAAGACUAAAGCAAUUGAUAAAUGCUCAAGCAUACAUGUUGAUACCCUCCCUGGGUUUGCAGUCAAAACACCACCAAGGAUGUUGCCAUUGCAAACUGCUAGAACUCCAGACUGUUUGGGGAAUAAGCAUGGAAGAUAUAAAGUUGGAAAACGUCUCAUUCUGGCCUCAUCUAAUCUCAGGACUUCUGGAAGCAAGCAAAGACCUGCAAUUCCGCUAUGCAGAUUCAAAGAUGGAAAAGUGUUAGAAUCCUCUAUGGUUAAAAACUCAGUCUUUGAGAUUACUGACAGUGAUGACUGACACUACUUGGAGGCCUCUUGCUGAUUGGGAGUACUAUUGCAUUAAAAUAUUAUGCUCAUGCUGAGGAGAAGCUACUAGGCAGAAGGCUCAUCCUCAUGGUUGGGGCAAAUUAUUUGCUGAGCAAGUGAAAAACAAUAAAUGGAUUAUGAGCAAUUCUUUCUAUGAACUUGGAUAAACACCUGCUCAUCGACAAUCAGACUCAUGAUUCAGUUCAAGCAACAACAACAGAAUACUUUGAGAAACAAACUAAAGAACAACGAAACUCAUGAUUUAGGUUGACCAGCAGUUUUUGAUGCUGAUAUUUUACAUGUUGGUCUUCCACGUAAGCAUUGCUGGGAUUGCCAGGCAUAUAUGAAAAUAGAAGAUAGCUAUUGUCAAGGCUUUUUAAAGAGAAACUGUCUUCAGCAAAGAAGUGCAUACUGGAGCAGGUAAUUGAAGUGAAUCAACUUGCAGUGGUACAUCUACAGUGAGAUCAGUAGUAAGUUUACAACUAAACGAGAUUGAAGACAGUUCUUUCAAGUAAAGCAUUAGUUUUUAAUACUCUGGUGUGGUGUGGUGUGGUGUGGUGUAAGAUUGCAAUGUCUUAGAAAUUUAUUUCAAUUUUCACUGUGUUGGUUCUAGCGAUAAGAGAAAGAGUGAAGUACUUUAAUUUUUUUUUUUAAUUUAUAUAUACGAAGUAUUCAACGAUGAAGAUUUAUUCUUUUCAA
This is a messenger RNA of Quercus robur (English oak), 1902 nucleotides long. RefSeq lists its product as uncharacterized. The transcript is spliced from 3 exons. Lineage: Eukaryota; Viridiplantae; Streptophyta; Magnoliopsida; Fagales; Fagaceae. The coding region runs from base 50 to 1195 and encodes 381 amino acids. The record is from RefSeq and is a predicted model, not a curated record.